GACUGAGGGCACACUGUUCAGUCGUCACUAGCUUCCUGUGAGCUUCUUUUUUUUUUUUUUCCUCGCUAGCUCGUGUGGUCGACGUCACUACAGAACGGAGAAACGUGGAUGUUGUCAAAUGUCUUCUUUUUCGGGGUCUGUAGUUUGACACGGUUUUGAGAGGAAGUUCGUUCAAAUAGGCGAGUGGGGUGUUUUAAUUAAAAAAUAUAUAGUAAUAAUGACGGGACAGUCGGCGUUGUUGCUGCGCAAACAAUUAGCAGAUCUGAACAAGAACCCCGUGGAAGGCUUCUCGGCGGGUCUUGUGGAUGACAAUGACAUCUUUUUGUGGGAAGUGGUGGUCAUUGGACCCCAGGAUACCCUAUUUGAAGGAGGGUUCUUCAAGGCCACUUUAACCUUUCCCAGGGAUUAUCCUUUAAGGCCUCCCAAAAUGAGGUUCGUCACUGAAAUCUGGCAUCCAAACGUUGCGAAAAAUGGCGACGUAUGCAUAUCCAUCCUGCACGAGCCUGGAGAAGACAAGUAUGGCUACGAGAAGCCGGAGGAACGCUGGUUGCCAAUCCACACCGUGGAGACAAUAAUGAUCAGCGUCAUUUCCAUGUUGGCAGACCCCAACGGCGACUCUCCCGCCAACGUUGAUGCAGCAAAAGAGUGGCGUGACGACCCUAAGGGUGUUUUUAAGAAAAAGGUUGCACGUUGUGUGCGGAAAAGUCAAGAGAUGGCUUUUGAUUGAUGUCUCAGAUCGAGGAUGUAACAACUUGCAUACCAGGAAGUCCACUCAAUGACAGACGUUUACGGAUUUCAGAUGUAACAUAUCUGUACAUGCCCUCUGAUUUUUUUUUUUUUGCAUAAUCUCCUUCGAUACAUGCAACAAAGUCAAAUCUCAAGUUUUUCUUUAUAUAUACACCUAUUUAUUUUGAAAUGAGAACCAGUGAAGAGGUUUAAGGGCUUUUUCCGGGGGUGGAACGCGAGGGUUACAUCUGCCACACUGAGCCAUGCAGCCUACAGUGCCUUUUGUAAAAACUGAGGCUUAGUGUGGUGGGGGGAAAAAAAACAAAACUGCAUACCAGAAUAUAGUGUAUAAAGUUUCUUUUACCAUUUCUUUUUUUGCUUUGGCAAGUGUUAAUGCAGACCACUUGGGUGAUUAUGUUGAAGUUAGUGGUUAUGUGUGGAAUAAAGUGAACCAUUUUUUCUGUUCUA
This is a messenger RNA of Syngnathoides biaculeatus (alligator pipefish), 1194 nucleotides long. It is a transcript of the gene ube2g1b, whose product is annotated as ubiquitin-conjugating enzyme E2G 1b (UBC7 homolog, yeast). Lineage: Eukaryota; Metazoa; Chordata; Actinopteri; Syngnathiformes; Syngnathidae. The record is from RefSeq and is a predicted model, not a curated record. Gene Ontology annotation, molecular function: ubiquitin conjugating enzyme activity. Gene Ontology annotation, biological process: proteasome-mediated ubiquitin-dependent protein catabolic process; protein polyubiquitination. Bases 218 to 727 code for a protein of 169 amino acids. The transcript has 6 exons.